CUUCAACGUUGGUACAUUUUCGGCGGUUUACAUUCAAGACAUUAUGAUGGAUCUCAAGCGAGUUCCACUUGUUAGAGACUUCAGUUCCCUUGUGUACCCGACAUGCCCCGCUAUAAAAGGGCACUGCAAAGCACAAGUCAGCGAUCACAUGUUAUGAUUGGCUUGGACACGACGCAGAGACCCUUGCUGUUUUUCGACAACUCCUCUCCUCCAUGGCGUCUGCACAUGGGCUUCCGACAGCGACGUCAACACCGCAGAAACAGUUGCGCCGCAAUAGGUUCCAUCGUCAACUUGAUCAAACGGCGGUUAGUUUUUGCUUUGGGAUGAAGGAUACUCGGCAACGAGAUCAACGUCCAAUACAGCCCCGGGCUCCACUCUGUUUCCAAGUCCUUCAUGUCAUUGCGAUGGUGAUGGAGAAACCUGGACGGUGGAGAAAGGAUAGACAAAAGAUGGGCAUGUCAAUGGCAGCCAUGCGCCCUCAUCACUCGCCAACUCAACCCGUAUCUGGCCUUCUUCCGUCAUUACGGGGGGGUCAGGGUCUCGGAAAAGACGACAAGGGGUCAUUAGACAAGCUCGAGUCAGCAACGGGGAUGGGGAUGGGGCCGAAUUAGCUCCCAAGGGACCUCGCGAGCAAGGAUCCGAGACGGUUAUGGGCAGGCUAUAUCAAAGUUUGUACUACAUGUCCAAGCCCUCUUCACGAUCGCAGCCAUGCGCCGCCGGCGUCUAAGAGACCGCCAAGCUUACAGGACUCCGAAGAGCUU
Neurospora hispaniola is the source of this 761-nucleotide messenger RNA. RefSeq lists its product as uncharacterized. The record is from RefSeq and is a predicted model, not a curated record. Bases 213 to 611 code for a protein of 132 amino acids. Lineage: Eukaryota; Fungi; Ascomycota; Sordariomycetes; Sordariales; Sordariaceae. The transcript has a single exon.